Messenger RNA from Cryptococcus amylolentus CBS 6039, 1566 nucleotides. RefSeq lists its product as hypothetical. Gene Ontology annotation, cellular component: endoplasmic reticulum lumen. The transcript is spliced from 3 exons. Bases 1 to 1566 code for a protein of 521 amino acids. Gene Ontology annotation, biological process: endoplasmic reticulum unfolded protein response; retrograde protein transport, ER to cytosol. The record is from RefSeq and is a predicted model, not a curated record. Lineage: Eukaryota; Fungi; Basidiomycota; Tremellomycetes; Tremellales; Cryptococcaceae.
AUGCCCUCCCUCCCCACCGCUCUCCUCCUCCUCCUCCCUCCGCUCGCACUCGCAUUCACCCAAGGCCCCCACCACCUCCGCGACCUCUACGCCUACCCCAAAUACCAAGUCCAGUUCCUCAACGACUAUCCCAUCUCCGAGAGCGUGGCCAAACUCGUGCGGGAGGUAGGGUUGGGGAGUCAAAGUGAAUGGGAACAGCUGAUACCGGGCGGAGGAAAAAGAUUGGGAGAUGGUCCCACGGAGAAGCUGGAUCUGAUACCGAUGAACUUUUCUCCCAAAGAUGCAGAUCCCAGCGAGGCGCCACACCAGUACCUCUGCCUCAUGCCCUCCCAAAAUACGACCCAAUCCCAACUCGCCACCCUUGAUCAGCUGGAAGAAGUCGAAGACGAGCUCGACCCCGCCCAGGGGUGGGCCGCGCUGUCGCAUCUCGACGGCAAGUGUCUAUAUUCCAAACAGGGGUGGUUUACAUACGCAUACUGCCACAACUCUUACAUCCGUCAAUUCAGGGCUGCCGCCCACCCCCAUGCCCAUCCGACACAGGGGUACGUGCCGCAAGAAGACCCCAACUACGAAGGCUACACGCUCGGCCGCGCUCAAUUCGACUCUUCCUACGAAAGAUCGCAGAGCAAAUCCUCGAGAUCCAAAGUGAAGGGUGCCAAGCCCGGUUCUCCAGCGCACAAAGCCGAAAAGUCUGUCGAUUCCGCCUCUGGACAGACGUCGACUUCUCCUUCCGUCUCAUUCGGCCAUGGUGCCUCCUCGCGGUACCUCAUCCAGCGCUGGUCGGACGGCACUCGUUGUGACAAAACGUCUCGUCCGCGCUCUACCGAAUUGCAAGUCCACUGCUCAAUGACCUCCUCCGAUACCAUCUACAUGAUCAAGGAGGUUGCCAUCUGUCAGUAUGUCAUGAUCAUACAUAGUCCGCACUUGUGUGGGCUGCCAGGGUUCAGGGCGAGAGAGGCCGAGGUGGGAGGUGCGGGAGUGAUGUGCCGGGAGGUUGUGGGGGACCACGAGUGGGAAGAGUGGAAGAAGGAGAGGAGCUUGGCUGGUGCGGUGAAGAGCGACAAGGAGGCAAAGAGCGAAGGGCAACAGUCAUUCGCUGCCAAGCCAGGCAAAGAACUUCCCAAUCUCCGCUUUGGUCUCGCCGCUGCUCGGGAAAAGCCCAAAGCAGACGAGGCUUCAAAAGAUUCAGCCGUACCAAACAAAAUCAAGCAGGGCGUUACCCUGGAACAAGUUGUUUUUGGCGUCGACAAGGACGACGACAUCACAGCGGCGCUCAGAAAAGCUCUGGACGCACUGGCUCAAGAAACGAGGGGUGAGAGUGUUGAUGAAGGGCAGCAAGGGAACGAGGGCGAGGUACUGCUACUCGCGUGGGAUGAAGAUGAAGGAGGUGGGGCAGUGUUGGUGGAGGCAGACAUGCUGGUGCGUGAUGGAGAGGAGGAGAAAAAGGUUGGUAUCAAAGGAGGGGAGAGAGAGUUGUUGCAGCAGAUCCUGCGCCAGUACCUCAAAGACUCUGAAGAUGAUGACGAAGAGUCGGAAGGAGAACAUAGGGUGAGAGAUGAGCUUUGA